CCGAGUGGGAUCCAGUCUGGCAGAGAAGCUCCCACAGUGAGGACUGGUCUCCUUUGGGUUGUUUUUGUUUUUCUAGGCAAGGCAGAGAUAUUGAUUUUAUUUUUAUUUUUUUUUAUGUGAUUAUUUUUCAAGUUUUCAGUUGUGAUGCAAUUUUGGCCGGUGAUGUAACGAUCUACCACAUCGUAGUCACCAUCUCAUUUGAAGUUUUCGACCAUGUUACGUUGCGUUGUUCAGCGGGCCAAUAACCUGCGGCACUCGGACCCCCUGGCCAGUGUCACCUUUCGAGGGUCAAAGAAGAAGACCAAGGUUAUCAAGAACAAUCCCAAUCCCGUUUGGAACGAGGGCUUCGAAUGGGAUCUGAAGGGAGUUCCUUUGGACCCGGGAGCUGAGCUUCACUGUGUGGUCAAGGACCAUGAGAAAAUGGGAAGGAACAGGUUCCUGGGUGAAAGUCGGCUUGCCGUCAGAGACGUGCUCGCUUCUCCCAACUUCGCCGCCUCCUUCACCGUCACUCUGCUGGACACCAAGAGGAACAACACGGGGGCUACACUCACCCUGCAGGCUUCUUACAUCCCGCCUCCCGGGUCAGCUCCCAUGUUCCAGUCCCCAUCGCUGCCCGAGUCCUUGCCUCACCCCAAUGUGGAGCUGGACACCGUCACAAUGAUCUCCCUGGACACGUUGGGCGAGGAAGACACGGAAAGCAUGAUUAUGCUGGAUGUCCCGGAGGAGCAGGGUGCGGACGACGGACGCUCCAUGGUAGUGGUCGGCCCCCAGGGGCCUCAGGCCCAGGAGUCUCCAACCGCCCACACCCCCAAACGCUCGCCACCGUCUUAUAACACUCACAGAGGACUGAGGAGGAGACGGAGGGGUGCCACCAGUCAGCCCAAACCACUGGCCAACAAGCCUCAGGACAUUCAAGUUCGCGUGCGGGUCAUCCAGGCUCGACAGCUCCCGGGCGUCAACAUCAACCCGGUCGUUAAGGUUACGGUCGCUGGACAGAGCAGAAGGACGCGCAUCCGGAAAGGCAACAACCCGAGCUUUGACGAGACUUUCUUCUUGAACUUCUUUGAGACGCCAUCCGACUUGUUUGACGAAGCCAUCUUCAUCGCGGUGUGUGACUCGCGCUCGCUCAGAACGGACGCCGUCAUCGGAGAAUUCAAGCUGGACGUGGGCGCAAUCUACAGCGAGCAUCGACACUGCUACUUGAGGAAGUGGCUGCUCCUCUGUGACCCCGACGACCUGUCUGCUGGGGUUAAAGGUUACCUCAAAGUCAGCCUGUGGGUGUUGGCCGCCGGAGAUGAGCCGCCGGCGGACAAGCGCGAGUGUGCGGAGGACAAGGAGGACAUCGAGGGCAACCUGCUGAGGCCCGCCGGUCUGUCCCUGAGAGGAGCGGCCUUCACUUUGAGGGUCUUCCGAGCCGAGGACCUUCCUCAGAUGGACGAUGCCUUCAUGGAUGGGAUGAAGCAGAUUUUUGGAUUCGACAGCAACAGGAAGAACUUGGUGGAUCCCCUGGUGGAGAUCCAUUUUGCUGGCAAAACAGUCUGCACAAAGGUUCUGGAGAAGAACGCCAAUCCGCAGUGGCACCAGAGCCUCACAAUGCCAAUUAGGUUUCCGUCCAUGUGCGAGAAGAUGAGGAUCCGACUUAUUGACUGGGACCGAGCCAGUCACAAUGAUGUCAUCGGCACCGCCCACCUGUGUAUGUCUAAGAUCUCCGCACCCGGAGGCGAGAUUGAGGACGACUUGACCCCGCGGAUCGUCCCCUCUGGCAUGGACGACACGCUGGGAUUCCUUCCCACAUUUGGUCCGUGUUUUGUCAACUUGUACGGCAGUCCCAGAGAAUUCAGCACUUUCAAUGACCCCCACGAAGCCCUCAACUUGGGAAAAGGGGAGGGCGUGGCCUACCGAGGUCGGGUCUUGCUGGAACUGACCACAAAGCUGGCGGACAAACCGGAGCCCAAAAACGAAGACAUCCCGUCGGAUGAUCUGCUCGUGGUUGAGAAGUUCCUCAGGAAGAGGAAGUUCUCCCUGUUUGUGGCGUUCUAUUCCGCCACGCUCCUGCAGGACGUUGACGACGCGGUCCAAUUUGAGGUCAGCAUCGGCAACUACGGCAACAAGUUUGACUACAGCUGCCUGCCGCUGGCCUCCACCACGCAGUUCAGCAGGGCCGUGUUUGACGGUUGUCACUACUAUUACCUCCCGUGGGGAAACGUGAAGCCGGUGGUUGUUCUCUCAUCGGCGUGGGAAGAUAUCGCCCCGAGGAUUGAGGCUCUCAACAUGCUUUUGGCCGCGCUAGAUCGACUGGAAGCCAACUUGCAGCGGGUGCAGCUGGAAAUGAAGGCGGGAAGCGACAUGGAUGUGCUGGAGCUUCGAGUGGUGGAGCUGUUGGAUCAUGUGAUCACAGACUGCAGUCAGGAGCUGCCCUCUCUCGAGCGCUGGCCGUGCGCCACGCCGCUGGACCGCUCGCUCCGACACAUCCGCUCGCUGCACCUGCAGCAGAUCAUGACGGCGGCGUUGGCUCUCAAACACGGACCGGCCACGGAACUUUCCACGGUCAUGGAGCAAGCAGAGGACUGGGCCAGCCGGCUGAGGAGCUUGGCUGAAGAGCCCCAGAACAGCCUUCCUGACAUCGUGAUCUGGAUGCUGCAGGGCGAGCGAAGGGUGGCGUACCACCGCAUUCCGGCACACACCGUCCUCUACUCUGAGCGCCACGGCGGGAAACACUGCGGGCAGCUGCAGACCAUCUUCCUCAAAUAUCCACAAGGUGGCGUCGGAGAGGCCAAACUUCCUGGUCAGCUUCGGGUCAAAGUUUGGUUCGGACUGGCUGCCGACGACAAACACUUUAACCUCUACGCUGAGGGAAAGCUGUCCGUCUUCGCAGAAACCUAUGAGAAUCAGACUCGGCUCGCCCUAGUGGGUAGCUGGGGAACUACGGGUCUUACUUGCCCCAAAUUCAGUGACGUGACAGGAAGGGUAAAACUGCCCAAGGAGAGUUUCAAACCCUCUCCCGGCUGGACCUGGGCCGGGGACUGGUACAUCAGUCCAGAGAGGACACUGCUGUUUGAUGCGGACGCUGGUCACAUGACCUACACAGAGGAAGUCUUUGAAAACCAGAUGCGGUUACCUGGUGGCCAGUGGAUUGGCAUGAACGAGGGAUACACCGAUGUGAAUGGGGAGAAAGCCGUGCCUAAAGAUGAUGUGGAGUGUCCUCCGGGCUGGGUUUGGGAGGAGCCGGAGUGGAGUGAGGACCUCAACCGGGGCGUGGAUGAUCACGGUUGGGAGUACGGCAUCACCAUCCCACCGGACCGUCGGCCCAAGUCGUGGGUCCCCGCGGAGAAGAUGUACCACACCAACCGGCGAAGGCGGUGGAUGCGCAUGAGAAGGCGGGACCAGCAGAAGAUGGAUGCGCUCAGAAAGCAGCGUCCGGACGAGGCGGCAUGGGAGGGCUGGGAGUAUGCCUCGCUGUUCGGUUGGAGGUUCCACCUGAAGUCGAGAAAGACUGACAGCUUCCGCAGACGCAGGUGGAGGUGCCGCAUGGAGCCCCUGGAGAAGACGGGCCCGGCGGCCAUCUUUGCUCUGGAGUGCUCCCUGAGCAGCAUUGAAGACAAACAUGACGACAAGUCCGUCACCACCACCUUUGGAGUCAACAGACCCACCAUUUCCUGCUUCUUUGACCGGGGCACCCGCUACCACCUGCGCUGUUACUUGUAUCAAGCCAGGGAGCUGAUGGCCAUGGACAAGGACAGCUUCUCAGACCCGUACGCCAUCGUGUCCUUCCUCCAUCAGUCCCAGAAGACGGUCACGGUGAGAAAUACUCUCAAUCCCACCUGGGACCAGACGCUCAUCUUCUACGAUGUGGAGAUUUUCGGGGACCCUGAGGCCACAGUGGCCAGCCCCCCGCAUGUGGUGGUGGAACUGUAUGACCAGGACACAUACGGAGCAGACGAGUUCAUGGGUCGCUGCGUGUGCUCGCCUUCGCUGAGCCGCUCGCCCAGCCUGGCCUGGUUUCCCAUCCGCCUCGCUGACAAAGACGCCGGGGAACUGUUGGCAGCUUUUGAGCUCAUACGUCGGGAGAAGCCAGCAGUUCACCACGUCCCAGGACUUGAGGCUGACCUUGGGACUUCCAGCCACGUUCUGGAUGAGUUGAUGUUCCCGGGAUUCCUGUGUGACGGCGCGCAGACAUGGCCCGAGGAGUCGGACCUUCCAUGCCUACCCCCUCAGAGGGAGCCCAAUGUCUUCGCGGUGCCUCAGGGGAUCAAACCUGUUCUCCAGAGAACAGCCAUCGAGGAACGGCUAAGUGUAUUGGCAUGGGGCGUUCGCAACCUGAAGAGCUUCCAAUUGGCCAGCGUCACCUCUCCUAGCCUGCAGGUGGAGUGUGGCGGCACCACGGUCCAAAGCUGCGUCAUCCGCAGCGUGAAGAAGAAGGCCAACUUUGAUGUCAACACCCUCUUCCUCGACGUGAGACUCCCCCAGGAGGAGCUCUACAUGCCCCCCCUCGUGAUCAAGGUCAUCGACAACCGCCAGUUUGGCAGGAAGCCCGUAGUGGGCCAAUGCACCAUCCGUUCCCUGGAGGAGUACCGCUGCUCCCCCGGGGAAGACGAGGAGGAGGUUGAGCAGAGAGACCAGGCGGAGGCGGACGAAAGUCGAGGUCCGAUGCCCCGCGUGGUCAGCGGCGACGCCUUCAUCACCGUGGAUGACGAGGAGCCGCUCAUCCCACCCCAGCUUGCAGACGGAGCCAGUUCCGCUAUUAUUAACCUCUCCGCCUCUAGCUGCAGCCUCCAUGAAGAAGAGUUGAUGGACUGGUGGAGCAAGUUAUACGCUUCCACAGGAGAGACGGGCAAGUGCGGGACGUAUCUGGAGCGAGGCUCGGACACCCUGCAGGUCUACGACAGGGAGUUGGAGAAGGUCGAGGCGUUUGAGGGUCUGGCGGAUUUCUGUCAAACCUUCAAGCUGCGCCGAGGUAAGACGCAGGCGGAAGGCGAAGAUCCUUCGGCGGUGGGCGAGUUCAAGGGUAUGUUUAAGAUCUACGCACUGCCAGACGACCCCUUGGCCCCCCCGCCGCCCCGAAAGUUCAAGAAGCUUCCUCCCAACGGCGUGGAAGACUGUUUGGUCCGAGUUUACGUGGUCCAGGCUCGAGGGCUUCAGCCAAAAGAUGCCAAUGGCAAGUGUGACCCCUACGUGAAAAUCACACUCGGAAAGAAGACCAUCAAUGACCAGGAAAACUACAUCCCCUGCACUCUGGAGCCCGUCUUUGGAAAGAUGUUCGAGCUCAGCUGUUCCCUCCCCCAGGAGAAGGACCUGCGCGUGGCGCUGUAUGACCACGACGUGCUGACCAAAGACGAGAAGAUAGGCGAGACGGUCAUUGACUUGGAGAACCGCUUCCUGUCCAAAUACGGCGCCGGCUGCGGUCUGCCGCAGUCGUACUGCCUCUCGGGCGUGAACCGGUGGCGGGACCAGCUAACGCCCAGACAGCUGCUGUUGGGACUGUGUGAGCGACAGAACCUGCGGAAGCCCGUCUACCACAAGGACACGGUCCUGUUCAGAGGGGUGCAGUACACCAACGCCCAUCUCGUGGGCGAAAACACGUGCCAACGACACCUGGGCCCCAUCGAGGAACGUCUCUCGCUCCACAUCCUGAGGCAAAUGGGUCUGGUGCCGGAACACGUGGAGACCCGAGCUCUGUACAACCCGCUGCAGCCCGACAUCGAGCAGGGACGUCUGAUGAUGUGGGUGGACCUGUUCCCCAAGUCUCUGGGACCAGCUGGACCCCCAUUCAACAUCACGCCACGCAAGGCCAAGAAGUUCUUGCUGCGCUGCAUCAUCUGGAACACCAGCGACGUCAUCCUCGACGACGUCAGCAUCAGCGGGGAGAAAAUGAGCGACAUCUACGUGAAAGGCUGGCUGGACGGUCACGAGCACAACAAGCAGAAGACGGACGUCCACUACCGCUCGCUGGACGGCGAAGCAAACUUCAACUACCGUUUCGUCUUUCCUUUCCUCUACUUGCCCGCCGAGCGGCUGUGCGUUGUCGACAAAAAGGACCAUUUCUGGAAUCUGGGAAAAGCCGAAACUAAACUUGCUCCCAGACUGACCAUUCAGGUGUGGGACAAUGACAAGUUCUCCUUCGACGACUACCUUGGUCACUUGGUGAUGGACCUGAACCGCAUGAUACGUCCCGCCAAGUCGCCGGAAAAGUGCGACCUUCGUCUGCUGGAGCAGCCAGCCGAGCCGCGCUCGUCUCUCUUCGAGCAGAAGACCGUCAAGGGCUGGUGGCCCUGCGUCCGCGACCAGGACGGACAGAAACUCCUCGCUGGGAAGGUGGAGAUGUCUCUGGAGAUCGUGACGGAGCAAGAAGACGAGGAGAGGCCAGCCGGGCUCGGCCGAGACGAGCCCAACGUGAACCCUCACCUGGAAGAACCUCGGCGUCCCGAGACCUCCUUCCUGUGGUUCUCGUCCCCCUUCAAGACGAUGCGGUUCAUCCUGUGGAGGCGCUUCAAGUGGUUCAUCGUCCUCUUCCUCGUCCUAUUCCUCAUCCUCCUCUUCCUUGGUGUCUUCCUCUACUCCUUCCCGAACUACGCAGCCAUGCGGAUGGUGGGCCCGUUUGGACCGGGCCGGGUAGCCGAGUGACCCCGACGAGAAUUCUCCCAUCAGAAGCGCGGGCUCAUCUCUCUUUCCGUUUCAUGCGCUCCUCUCAUGUGCACUCACGCAGAGAGGCAAGCCAGCAGAAGCUGAACGGCUGCCACGGAAUCGGAGAUGGAUUCUGAUGUUGCGAGCGCCUGCUGCGACGCCUCCGACUCGUUUCGCUGCGGCGAGGAGAAAAAGUUCCAAACAGGCUCGUUAUUCUCUUUGAACGCCAGUCGUGAGCGCCGCGGCGUUCAUGCGGAAUUGUCAGAUCUUCGUUUCCUCUUCCUUCUUUUGCCUUCACACGCUUCUUUUUCUCUUCUUCGUCGCUCCCGUCAUCAUCAGCAGCAGCAAAGGUGGAUCAAGCCACUGAUGGAAAAGUUAGUCUGUGAACUCAACCCCGAGUGGAAAAGUUGACUUAAGUCGGCCCGCCGGCAAUGAGAGAGUGAGCCGUGUAAACAAAAGUCCCAUUGAGUGCUCAAACAUUGGAAAGAGUUUUGGUCCCGCGUCCACGUCCAAACCCGGUGCCGCUUGUUGGAUCUGCCCUCUCGCUGCUUCCUCUUCCUUUCCCGCGCUUCCGUUUCACCGUACUCAUCUGCUUCAUUUACGCAAACUUAUCUCACGUGCCUUGAGGCUGCUUGAAGCUUCAUGAAACACACCGCUCACGUAAAAAAUUGCAGAUAUUGGGUUGUAAUCUUUACACAUACGAUUAAUUUGACCUUCUGUAAACUUUUGAAUGUGCUUGUUGAACUGUCAAAAUGUCUUGUCAAAGUUGACACGGGAGAGACUGGUGUUGUUAAGAACCCCUGCUAAAUUUGAAUAAUUAU
Hippocampus zosterae (dwarf seahorse) is the source of this 7442-nucleotide messenger RNA. It is a transcript of the gene dysf, whose product is annotated as dysferlin, limb girdle muscular dystrophy 2B (autosomal recessive). The coding region runs from base 214 to 6621 and encodes 2135 amino acids. The record is from RefSeq and is a predicted model, not a curated record. Gene Ontology annotation, molecular function: calcium ion binding; calcium-dependent phospholipid binding. Gene Ontology annotation, biological process: vesicle fusion; negative regulation of phagocytosis; plasma membrane repair. The transcript has 57 exons. Gene Ontology annotation, cellular component: T-tubule; membrane; cytoplasmic vesicle. NCBI's taxonomy places the organism in Eukaryota, Metazoa, Chordata, Actinopteri, Syngnathiformes, Syngnathidae.